This is a messenger RNA of Ambispora gerdemannii, 822 nucleotides long. NCBI's taxonomy places the organism in Eukaryota, Fungi, Glomeromycota, Glomeromycetes, Archaeosporales, Ambisporaceae. The record is from the annotation of a GenBank genome assembly.
AUGACAGACUCGCUAAAAGACAUUAUAUCAGGUGAGGAUAUUGGUGAUCUCUAUGAACUACUAGGACUCGAAAAUUCCGCCACACAAAAUGACAUCAAGAAGGCAUAUUACCGUCUCGCGUUGAAACACCAUCCUGACAAACACGCAAAUGCGACACAGGAACAGCAGAAAGAAGAGUCUCGUAAAUUUCAGGCACUAAGUUUUGCGUACCAUGUUUUGAGUACACCCGCGAAACGAGAAAAGUAUGAUAGAACGGGUGAGACUUCUGAUGAUUUGUUUGAGGAUGGUGUGAAAUAUGGAUGGGAUGCUUAUUUUAAAGAUUUAUGGAACGAUAUUGUUAAUGCCGAGUCGAUUGAGGCAUUUCGUGAUAAAUAUCAGAAUUCAGCAGAAGAACGUAAAGAUCUUUUAGAUUCCUAUGAAAAACAUGAGGGUGAUAUGGAUCGAAUUAUGGCCGACAUUCCAUGUUCAACAGCCGAUGACGAAGCACGUUUCUGCAAAAUAAUCAAAGAAGCAAUUGCCGCGGACCAAAUACGCUCAUACAAAAAGUUUACAACUACUUCAUCGAAGGCUGCUACAGCACGUCGUCAAAAAGAUGCAGAACGUGAAGCUAAAGAAGCAGAAGAGAUCGCUCGAAAACUUGGAUUGAAGGACAAAAAUAAAAAGUAUGAAGGCGAUUGGGUGGUGGAUGAUGAUUGUGGUGAGGAAGUUACAAAUGAUUAUAAGGAACCGACGGAAGAGGAAUUUCUUGCUAUACGAGAACGAAUAACGGCUGGAAAGAAAAAGGAUCCAAAGCGUGAAUCAUUUAAAUAUCAUUAUAUUUGA